This is a messenger RNA of Carya illinoinensis, 1293 nucleotides long. RefSeq lists its product as uncharacterized. The coding region runs from base 218 to 1117 and encodes 299 amino acids. Lineage: Eukaryota; Viridiplantae; Streptophyta; Magnoliopsida; Fagales; Juglandaceae. The transcript is spliced from 9 exons. The record is from RefSeq and is a predicted model, not a curated record.
CCUUCGCGCAAAUAAUUUGAAAUCCUAUUUAGAAAGGGAGGCACGGCGCCGGCACGAGCCCCGUCCCUCCCGGAUCUUACGAGCUUCUUCACUUCCUGAAGCAGUACCAAGAUACUUGUCUCCUAAAAUUUCCCAUGCGCAUAUCCUCUUAUCCGAAAUAGCUUCCCCGCUGGGCGACCAUCCGACAACGUUUCCAACCAUCGUGGCUUUCCUUGUUAUGUCAAAAGCUUCGAAGGGGAUGGUCGCUAGAGCUGAAUACUAUGUAGGACCCGAUUACUUUGGUUUCUAUACACAACAAGUAAUGGAGCUUUUAUCGUCUGAUGAUGAUUUUCUCCCUUCUGCUUCCCAAACAUCCAACUCUUUUGGAAGAAAGUGUGAGGAGGUCAUAGGGAAUGGAUCAGUAGAGCCUAUGAAGAAUACUUCUGGUUCUUUAUUUAGCAACAGCAUAGGAGCUGGACUUUCAGAUUUCAAAAAAGAAAGAUUGAAGACAUUGCUGCAGCAGGGCACGAUUGUUCUUUCACCUGAAUUUGAUGAGAUGCUGGAUCCUAUUCUAGCUCUCAGUCGGUUACAGUCCCAAGUAAGAAAGAGAAAUCAUCCAUCUAGUCCCACAAAUGCAGCAUACAGUGGUGAUGCAGGGCAGGUUCUGCACAAGAAACUCAAGACUGCAGAAAUCCCCAAGGAGCGAACUUGUAUGGAGGAGCCAAAGACUGCAGAAACUCCCAAGGAAAGAACGGAGGUGCCAAUGGUGGAUGAUGCUGUGCUGUUCUUUCUAGAGAAUGAUAGCUUGGAGUUUGAGGAAAUGGUGAAGAAACACUCUGAUGAACUAUCUGCAACGUUAGGGCACAUGGAGAAGCAGCUUGAGGAACUUCUUGACACCGUGAGGUCCACAUACAGGCCUAUGACUCUCAUUGAGAAGCAACAGCUUCGUAAACUGAUCCAGAAGCUACCACCAAAAAAUCUCGACUGGGUAGUCCAAAUCAUCCAACAUGGCAAGAUGGCAAAAGCACAAUCAUGUGAUGAAAUUUUUGUUGAUCUCGAGAAAGAGGAUAAUAAAACACUUUGGAGACUGUACUCCUAUGUUAAAUCAGUUGAAAGAGCUACAGCCCUCCCAUUGUAGCUCAAUCUAUUCAAUUGGUUUCAUAAUAUCUGAAGCCUGACAUGUAAUUUUUGUUUUUCUCUUUUUUUAAAUUCAUAAAAACACAUUGUAGCUCAAUGUUGUCGAAGCAGUGUAAUACCUUCAUCGAAUGUAAGGGACCUAAGCAUAUAAAUCAAGGCCACAAUCUUUUUGUUAAA